CAAGUUUUCUGCUCUGACCAUUCUCAUUCUACAUCGGUCUUCUCUUGACUUUUUGAGUUCACCCUGACAUCCCCCAAGGAACUUUGCUUGGAUAUAUAUCUUCUCUGUCUCCAACCUCCUUCGAAAUUAUUAUGAGAAAAGUACAGUUACUGUCCCUCCUGUUUGGUGCUUUACUGCUUCUAAAGUCUGGAGAAGGUGCAGUCAUCACUGGGGCUUGUGAAAGGGAUCUACAGUGUGGAGGAGGGAUGUGCUGCGCCAUCAGCCUCUGGAUAAGAAGCUUACGGAUGUGCACUCCUCUCGGUAAUGAAGGAGAUGACUGCCAUCCAUUAAGCCAUAAAACUCCUUUUUUUGGAAAGAGAAUGCAUCACAAUUGUCCAUGUCAACCGAACCUGAGCUGCACCAGGCUGGAUGACGCCACCUAUAAAUGCCUGCCCUUCCUAAACAGCAACGAUAUUUACUUCUAGGAGAUUCCAGCCAAUGUCAGCCGUGAAGAAAUGUGAUGGUGAAGGACGGAUGUCUACCGUCGAACAAUUGUUCUUCAAACUUCUCUCUAUGUUGAAGCCUAAAGACGCAUUAGACUAGCGGACCUCAUGUAUGACAUCACGUUCUUGUCGCUUAUAGCAACCAAUCAGAGUUCAGUAUUUAUGUUGAAACGCACUAGAAAAAUGAACAACCCCUGACUGGUUUCUAUGGGCAUCAAGGCAGCCAUUCCCUGAGGCCAUCUGACUGAUCGUAGAUGGUCACCAAAGCUCCACUACAGGGUGUCCAGUGAACCCAAUGCCCCGUUGAGGUAUAAGAAGGGACAAAUCACUUAAAGGGGAAACCCAGUCAAAAACAAUCUGACAUAGAUAUAUGUGAGAAGAUCACAUUGGAGACAUCUACAAGGUCGGGCCACCACUAAUUUCCAGAAAGGAAUAUAAUUUAUUAACUGUAAACCCCUUCGGCACUGCUCGGAGAUUUAUGUUGAAAUCCAGCAGAACGUUGUAUAUGAAAUUUACUGAUCUGAUUGGCCCUUUGCUUAAAGGGGAUUUCUAGGACUGUAAUAUUUGCCUCUUGAUAGGUCAUCAAUAUCAGAUUAGUGAGGGUCUGACUCCCGACACCUGUUAGAACAAGUCCCAGAACAGUGUGGCUCCGUACACCGGGCAGUGAAUGGCACUGUGGUGCUUUCUCCAUCGACUUAAAGUGGUUUUCUGAGAUUUUUUAACUUGGUCAUCAGUAUCUGAUCGGUGGGGAUCCAACUCCCAGGACCCCCACCGUUCAGCUGUUUUUAGAUGGCACAGGCGCUGGCAGUAGCACCGCGGCCUUCUCUCAGCUCACCAAGCACAGCGCCGUACAUUGUAUAGCGGCUGUGCUUGGUAUCGCGGCUCAGCCUCAUUCGCUUGUACGGGGCUGAGCUGCGCCUAGGUCAUGCGACUGAUGAACGUGACGUCACAUGGCCUACGGAAAAGCUGCGGCGCUACUGCGAGCACCGGUGUCUUCUCAAGCAGCUCAUUGGUGGGCGUCCUGGGUGUCAGAUUCCUACCGAUCAGAUUCUGAUGAUCUACCCAGAGGAUAGGACAUUAGUUAAAAAAAAUCUCGGACAACCCCUUUAAAUUGGAGCAGCGCUUCUGCACCGCUCAAGAUUAGAAUAUUCUGUCAGAUUUCCAAUGGCUGAAAUCUGAGUGGUGCCAAAGGGGCUUAUUAACACUACAAAAUAACAAAAUCUUUUCAAUGUGAUUUUUUUUCAUUUGUAUCUAUAACACCAUAAAAAGACCCUUUCCUACCGCUAGACAUUUCACUUGCCCCCAUAAAGUAUUCUUUCCCAGUCCCAUUCUUGACCAAUUCAAAGGGGUUGUCCGAGAUUUACAAAAAAAAGGGUCCCCUUUAUUCCCUCCAGAAACAGCACCACUCUCAUCCAUGGGCUGUGCUUGGCUUCGCACCUCAGUCCCAUUCACUUGAAUAGGGAUAAGCUGCAACCUAUGGGGGUAACGCUAUUUCUGGGGGGACAUUUUUACUAAUGCUGGACAAUCCCUUUAUAUAUUCCAAGCUGUUGAGAAUUGUGCUUUGGUGAAUCACUCCUUGAGGGAAUCUGUCACUAAACUGACCCUCUAUGUACCCCCAUUCAGCAGACUGGCAGAAUGAAGGUAGCAUGCGUUCCAGCAACCACCUUCCAGCUAAUUGUUACCAGGGUCAGUCUGGCAGCA
Messenger RNA from Bufo gargarizans (Asiatic toad), 2183 nucleotides. It is a transcript of the gene PROK2, whose product is annotated as prokineticin 2. The transcript is spliced from 3 exons. The record is from RefSeq and is a predicted model, not a curated record. NCBI's taxonomy places the organism in Eukaryota, Metazoa, Chordata, Amphibia, Anura, Bufonidae. The coding region runs from base 132 to 464 and encodes 110 amino acids.